Ceratotherium simum simum (southern white rhinoceros) is the source of this 2461-nucleotide messenger RNA. RefSeq lists its product as uncharacterized. Gene Ontology annotation, biological process: regulation of transcription by RNA polymerase II. Gene Ontology annotation, cellular component: nuclear body. Lineage: Eukaryota; Metazoa; Chordata; Mammalia; Perissodactyla; Rhinocerotidae. The record is from RefSeq and is a predicted model, not a curated record.
UGUCUAGGUCGUUUGGGAAGCGCCUUGGAGAGUCAAGAAUAAAAUUGCAGGUCAAACAAUGGAUGACUGGAAAAGUCGGCUUGUAAUCAAGAGCAUGCUUCCCCAUUUCGCCAUGGUGGGAAAUCGUCAGGAGCCCAGAAAGCUCCAGGAAUCGCCACAGGGAACCAUUAAGAGGAGACAGGAAGGAGACAACUUCCAGUUUCCGGGCAUGGCUGACGGGGGUUACCCUAAUAAAAUCAAGAGGCCUUGCCUUGAGGAUGUUACCCUUUCUAUGGGCCUGGGUGCCCACCCCAGCACACCCUGUGCAGAGCUGCAGAUUCCCCCGUUAACAAUGAAUCCUAGCCCUGCAGCUAUGGGAGUAGCUGGCCAUUCGUUACUACUCGAAAAUAACCCCAUGAACGGCAGUGUGAUGGGUUCGCCAUUUGUGGUGCCACCGACUGCAGAAUUGGGACUGAAAGGGCCCACUGUUCCUUACUAUGACAAAACCAACAGCAUGCCUGCUGUGGACCAGGAACUUCAAGAUCUGCUGGAGGAGCUAACAAAACUUCAAGAACCUUCUCCGAAUGAGCUCGAUCUUGAGAAGAUACUGGGGAGCAAGCCAGAAGAACCACUGGUCUUGGAUCACUCUCAGGCAAGCUUCAGCACAGCUCCCAAGCCUUCGGUUCAGAUGCCGCACUUGGAGAGCCUUGGUUCCAGCAAGGAGUUUGCUUCUAGUUGCAGCCAGGUCACUGGCGUGUCACUUCAAAUCCCGCCCUCCUCUGCAGGGAUCAGCUAUGCGAUUCCCUCCACCAGUAAGCAGCUGGUCUCACCUAGUUCCUCCACAGCGCAGGCCAAGAACCAGGUGCAGGCGAUGCUCCCUGUCGCUUUGCCCCCACUCCCGGUGCCUCAGUGGCAUCAUGCCCACCAGCUGAAGGUGUUGGCAGCCAGCAAGCAGGGAUCUGCUACAAAGCAGCCAGGGCCCACUCCCAGUUGGUCUGGCUUGCCUCCUACAGGCCUCUCCCCACCUUACUGCCCAGUGCCAUCGCCACAUCCACCACCACCAUUCAGCCCUCAGAGCCUCAUGGUGUCCUGCAUGUCAUCCAGCAACCUGCCGGGGAGCACUCUCCAAGGUUCUCCCAAUGCCUUACUCUCGAGCAUGGCAUCCAGCAGCAAUGCUGCCCUUGGGCCCACCAUGCCCUAUGCUCCUGAGAAGCUCCCCAGCCCAGCUCUCAAUCAACAGCCGCAGUUCAGCCCGCAGAACUCCAUUCUUGCCAACCUGGUGUCCUCUACCAUUAAAAACCCUCAAGGACACCUGAUGCCCGCUCUGCCUACCAGCAACCCGGGGCCCUCCCCACCCUACCGCCCAGAGAAGCUCUCCAGCCCAGGCUUGCCGCAGCAGUCCUUCACUCCACAGUGCUCCUUGAUCCGGAGCCUCACUCCCACCAGUAACCCGCUUAGCCAGCAGCCACAGCAGCAGCAGCAGCAAGCAAAUGCCAUCUUCAAGCCUGUGACCACCAACUCACCCAAAACCCUGAGCAUGAUCAUGCAGCAGGGGCUAGCCAGCCCCAGCCCAGGAGCCCCAGAGCCGUUUACCUUUGGCAACACCAAGCCUUUGUCACAUUUCGUUUCUGAGCCGGGCCCACAGAAGAUGCCCUCCAUGCCUGCCGCCUCUAGGCAGCCUUCCCUGCUCCACUACCUGCAACAGCCGACGCCAGCACAGGCCUCUUCUGCCACUGCGUCCUCCACUGCCACUGCCACCUUGCAGCUGCAGCAGCAGCAGCCUGACCACUCUUCGUUCCUUCUGCAGCAGAUGAUGCAGCAGCCCCAGCGCUUUCCGCGAUCAGUAGCCUCGGAUUCCAUGCCUUCUCUGCCCAGACAGUCCCCACUCUUCGUUGUCCUGAUCCCUGCCUAUGUUAGUUAUGUACUGCCACGGAGUUGGUCCUUUGAUGGAAGCACACAGCCAGCAGUGCUCACACGGGGGUGGCCAGGGAGAGCAGCAGUGCUGAUGCUGGCGCUCCACCCUAGCAGGCAAGAUCCUCAGCCUGGAACUGUGUCACCGUCUAACAUUACUCAUGUAGACAAAGCCUGCAAGCUUGGGGAAGCCAGGCCCCCCCAGGUCAGCCUCGGGCGACAGCCCCCAUCCUGCCAGGCCCUGGGGAGCGAGUCCUUCCUGCCCGGCAGCUCCUUUGCUCAUGAGCUGGCCCGAGUCACCUCCUCGUACAGCACCUCAGAGGCAGCGCCCUGGGGCGGCUGGGAUCCGAAGGCCUGGAGGCAGGUGCCUGCUCCACUACUGCCUAGCUGCGACGCCGUAGCAAGAGAAGCAGAGAUCAGGUCUUAUGGCAAUGACCCCUGAACAGCGGAGUGCAUAUGUCGCCCAACAGAUGAGUCAGUUUCAAGCCGUCCAAGAACAAGUCACCUCCAAGUGUAGCCGGACCAAGGCCAGCCCCCCAUCCAGCCAGCACAUGAUGCCACCCAGAGCUGG